AUGCCUCUCCACCUGCUAGGCAAGAAGUCCUGGAACGUCUACAAUGCCGACAACGUCGCCCGCGUCCAGCGCGACGAGGCCGCCGCCGCCGCCGAGGAGCACGCAGCGGAGCAGCGCAUGCAGGAUGCCGACGCCGCCCGCCGCCUGGCCAUCCUGCGCGGCGAGACGCCCCCGCCUCUUCCGGAGCCCGAGCAGCCCGCCGACCCGUCCGACAAGAAACACACGCGCCGCGACCGCGAUGGCACUUCCGGCGGAGGGAGGAAGCGCAAGCGCGCCGGCGAGGACGACACCGAGUUCGAGAUGAGGGUUGCGCGCGAGCGGGCGGAAGAAGGGGCCAGGGUCGCGGGGGGGCUCGCUGGGCCGAGCGGGCCCAAGAGGCAGAAGCAGCAGGAGAGGGAGGAGGUGAACAUCGUGGACAGCAGGGGCCACAUCGACCUGGUCGGGCCGGUGCCCAAGGACGUUGGCGGCGGCGGCGGAGAUGACAGGAAGGAGACCCGUCAUGAACGGAUUGAGAGGAAGGCGCGCGAGAAUGGGGAGAAGCUCGAGAGGAUGUGGCGCAACGGGGAUUUUGCCAGCCAGCCGUGGCACGAGGAGGCACAGCGCAGGCGACCUAUUAUGAACGCGUGGUUCCUCGACGCUUGUCGUGCUGCUGUUGCGGCCACAGAUGCAGACAGCCCGAAGGCGGAAAGGGAGGCUGUAAGGGAAGCUCUGAGGGACGCUGAAAGGAUGUUGGAGGCCCCUACCACGGACGUCUGGGGCAGGGAUGACCCCAAGAGGAGGGAAAGGGAGACGGUGAGGCUGGACGCUAACGACCCGCUCGCCGCGAUGAAGUCGGGUGCCAAAAAGGUGCGGGACGUCUUGAGGGAGAGGAGAAUGGAGGCCGAGGAGCGGUGGCGCGAGCUCGAGCAGCUUCGGCAGGAGGAACAGAGGCGGGAGAAGCGGAGGAAGAGGGAGCAUGAACACGCAGACGAGGAUGAGAACGAAGACAGGCCGCUGCGAGAAUCGCACCGCUCAGGACGAUCUGAGCGAAGACACCAUGGGGAGGAACGACACGAGGGUCGGCGCGUUCAUGUUCAUCGAGAGGAGCGUCGAAGGCACAGGGAGGCUGAGCGUGCCCGAGACCGGGGAAGCGACAGACAUGAUGGACGGGGAAGGGAGAGAUCCCGUGAAAGGGGGACGUCCUCGCGAUCCCAUCGAGACCAGGACAAGGACGACCGCCAUGACCGCCGUGGCAAGGACCACGAACGCCGCGACAAGCACCAUGAACGUCGCGACAGGGAGGCUCAGAGGGCGUAA
This is a messenger RNA of Diaporthe citri, 1296 nucleotides long. RefSeq lists its product as uncharacterized. The coding region runs from base 1 to 1296 and encodes 431 amino acids. The record is from RefSeq and is a predicted model, not a curated record. NCBI's taxonomy places the organism in Eukaryota, Fungi, Ascomycota, Sordariomycetes, Diaporthales, Diaporthaceae. The transcript has 2 exons.